CUCCUCCUCCACCGCCACCGCGAGCCCCCGUUUCUUUUGUGCUCCUUUCGAACGCCUCGCGGGGCUGCUGCUCGGCCGCGCGCACGCACGCGGGUCUGCAGAAUCCAUGCAGCUCCUCCUCGAGGGGGUCGCGGUGACUGAGAGCCCCCACCCCCCUCGGCUCCUCCUGCGCCCGCCCCGGCACCGAUUGUUGACAAAAGACGCUGCAAGACGGAGCCCGGACCCCGGUACUGGUGUGGCCGAGGUGAUACGGUUGUCGGUGGUAGUCGGCGGGCCGGCGUGAAGUGGUCGCCCCCCCCCUCUCCUGCCUCUUCCUCCUUCUCUCCUUGCUGAAAACCACCCGUGAUUGGUAUUUACGGACAAAACCAGCAGCCAAGAUGGAUCACUCGGUGUGAGUGGAAGCGCCAGACCAGCGUUAAGGGAGGAGGCGGCGGCGGCGGCGGCGGCCUUGGGCAGGUCUAUUCACCCAGGAAUGGUGUGAGCUGAGACGGCCAGGCAGUCUGGAUCUGACCGGGGACCCGUCAUUCCCCCGGAGCCUCCGCGGCUCCAAGCCGCGUCCUGAGCCCUCCAAGAUGGGGAAGUGCGACGGAAGAUGCACGCUGCUGGUGAUAUGUUCACUGCAGUUGGUGGCAGCCCUGCAGAGGCAGGUGUUUGAUUUUCUGGGCUACCAAUGGGCUCCCAUCCUGGCCAAUUUCCUGCACAUUAUGGCCGUCAUCCUGGGCAUGUUCGGCACCGUGCAGUUCCGAUUCAGAUACCUCAUCUUUUAUGCAGUAUGGCUGGUCCUUUGGGUGGGCUGGAACUCGUUCAUCAUCUGUUUCUACCUGGAGGUUGGGAACCUGUCUCAGGACAGGGACUUUCUCAUGACGUUCAACACCUCCCUUCAUCGUUCGUGGUGGAUGGAGCAUGGUCCUGGUUGCCUGGUCACACCAGUGCUAGACUCACGCAUGGCCCCCGAUGACCACCAUGUCAUCACUGUCUCCGGGUGUCUCCUUGACUACCAGUACAUAGAGGUGUUGAGUUCAGCCAUUCAGAUACUGUUGGCACUCUUUGGCUUUGUGUACGCCUGCUACGUGAGCAAAGUCUUCCAGGAUGACGAGGACAGCUUUGACUUCAUUGGUGGCUUUGACUCGUAUGGCUACCAGCCUCCUCAGAAGUCCUCUCAUCUGCAACUCCAGCCUCUUUACACGGCUGGUUAACGGUCGGUAGCGCCCCCUUCAGGCCAAACCCUGACGGUGUCACUGUGGAUGGAAAGCGGCGGUUGCCUUGAUUACACUCACUCUGUGUGUCACAGUUUACCUGUGGAAUGGACUUACCCCACCCGGAGAGAGACGUCUGUGCGUGUGUGCAUGUGUGCUUGUGUCUGAGAGAGAGAAAUACAGCCCUGAAUAGAGCUCAGGGAAGAACCAGCAUGCCAGGUGGUGUGAUAAGAUGAAGGAGAAAAGGAGGAGGCCGGGGAGGGGAGAUGCAAGAGAACAAGAGCUGGGGACACCUCCGUCAAAUCACAGAAGACACACUUCACUAAACUGCCAGCUGUCAACACUCCCACAAGUGUGUGUGUGUGUGUGUGUGUGUGUAUGUAUGUGUGUAUGUAUGUGUGUGUGUGUGUGUGUGUAAAGUGUGAUUGAGUAACUCCACAGGACUAGCUGGUGCUUUGUGGUUGCACCCUGGACUCUUACCACUCGUGUCCCUGUGAAGUUUUUUUUUUUUUUUUUUUGUGGGGUGCUCGUGUGUGGGGGUGGGGUCACAUAAAAAUAGGCACGGCUCGUACCUGUUGUCGUUUUAGAAUGUGGUGAUGUCAAACUAGAGCAGUCUUACGAUUUCCAUUCCCAAAGCCAUCUUUCCUUCCUCCCGUGCGGUUAAAACCACUGUUGACAUUCAAGCUUUUCACAUUACAGGCCUGGCCUGCUAUGGUAGUAAAAUAGGUCCUGUGGAGCGGAAAGGAUGAACCGCUGAAAGGAUCAGGCUGACAAUAUUUUAUACAUUUUAUUAUUGACCAAAACCAACAAUGUGUUCAUCUAAAUACUUUUGUUCCUUUUCGGAGAAGUAAAUCUAAAAAAAGUCACAAAAAUAUGCUUUCAUUUAAAAAAAAGGCUAAAUAAUUUCCUAAAACAGCUGGGCACUGUAUAUUUUAGCUAAUGUCACUCAAACUGCAGUAAAUGCUGCAUUUGUUGGCCACUAUAUUCAGCUACACAUUUGCUGUAGUAUUUAUGGUGUAUGUUGGAUAAUCUCAAAAUAAAAUACAGUGCCUGUACAUGGUUAAUGGUCCGUACCUGUAUAGCGCCUUUCUAAUCUUCCGACCACUCAAAGCGCUUUUACACGUCACAUUCACCCGCUGAUGGCAGAGGCUAUGAGCAACUGCUCAUCAGAACAGAAAUUCACAUUAACACACCAGUGGAACAGCCAUUGGGAACAAUUUGGGUUUCAGUAUCUUGCCUUCGACAUGCACACUGGAGGAGCUGGGGGAUCGAAGGUUUAGCAGGCUCUACCUCCUGAGACUCCUCAUGUCGCCCAGUGCAACAAUUUGGCUCAUUGAUGUGUUUUUACAGGAUAAAAAGUGACAACAGGAGUAUACUCUAUCAGGCUUGUUGGUGGGCUUCAGUCAUUGUUGGUUUUGGUCUUUUGACUUUUGAUGCGAUUUGUUGACGAUGAGAAAAAUAUAGAAUAUCACCAGACUCAUCCUUUAAAGUUCUGGGUUACUGCAAAAAUCAAGUCAAAUGUCCAUUGCCAGGAUAUCUUGUUUUCAGGAAAAUAAAUUCAGCCUACUGUACAUCUAAUGCUGUUGAUUAGGGAUGCAGAUGGCUUUGGGAUCAGGCAUUAGUGUGUCUAUUUGGGGGGUGGGAGGGUGCAUGUAAAUAACCAGCCAAUGAUUGUUUUGUUGGUUCCAUUUAGAAAAGAGGGGUUGCAUUAGGGGGUGGGUUGGGCUGGGUGGAGAGGGGUACACACCAAAGCUUUUCUUCACACCUGUUUCUCUUCUUCUCUCUUAUUUGGAAAUCCUCAUGCUGCCCUCUUCUAAUCCAUCUGCAGCUAAUUCUCCCUAUCGUUUUUUCUCACUAACUACAUUCACAGAGAUAAAGGAGACCUAAGAGGAUAAUAUGUCAUGAACAUGCACGGUGACAUGCUCUAAGUAGUUUUUGUAGAUGUAACUGGAGACAGGAAGAGGGAAGGACGGAGACAGGUAUGAGCUGAAGACCUUAUUGGGUGUAAGGUGAAGUUUGAAAUAAUAAAAAUACACUUUCUACAUUAAA
This is a messenger RNA of Micropterus salmoides (largemouth bass), 3245 nucleotides long. It is a transcript of the gene nkain1, whose product is annotated as sodium/potassium transporting ATPase interacting 1. The record is from RefSeq and is a predicted model, not a curated record. The transcript has 8 exons. Gene Ontology annotation, biological process: regulation of sodium ion transport. Lineage: Eukaryota; Metazoa; Chordata; Actinopteri; Centrarchiformes; Centrarchidae. Bases 573 to 1196 code for a protein of 207 amino acids.